GGUGGUGGUGGUGGCAAGGCCCCGCUGCCCGUGUGCCCCCCCCCGGUGCUCCCUGCGUGUGCUGCGCACGCCGGUGGGGCCCUCACAUUCCUCGGGCUAUUUUUAGGGUGGCCCUAUCAGCCCAGCUGUCCCCGUGCCGGCCCCUUGCACCCGGCUGUGCCGCGCUCGCCUCGGUGGAGACCCCGCUCCCGGCUCGCCACGACCCUCGCGGCUGCAGCUCCAUGAGACAUCACCAUGGCCUUUUCAUCCCGGUUUGCGUUCUGGGAGCAGAAGGGAAGUCUCUUGCCUGUUUGCCUGCACCCUGCGUUCGGGUCACACUGCCUUAGCGCUGGCACUGCCCUGGCCUCACCAUAGCAUGGCCACGGUCACCGGUGUGGCCACGCAUGCAGUGACUAACGCCAUCACUAACAGCCCCUUUGUGAGCAGCCCCUAACACAGUGUGAGCUCCCCCAGUGCCACCGGCCAGCCCUGGGGCUCAGAGGCAGGGCAGGGUUGUCCUGCUUGGCACAUCCCAUGGCGUGCUGCAGUGAUGAGCUGGUGACACUUAAAACGUGCUGUGACACCUGUGGGGUGACGUGCGGACAGGCAGAGCCCCCAUGGGAGGGGUGACGGGCUCGAUGAACCAGCUCACUCACUGCCUGCAUGUGUUGAGGGGACCAGGCAGGGUCCUUUCCUCUCCCACUUCUGGGGUUUGCCAUAACCAGGGCAUAUCUCUGUGCUCCAGUCCCUGGGAAGCCUGGAAGGACAAAUGUCCUCACCCUUGGGGCUGCAAUAGGCUGCAAAUUGGGGCUGUUUCUUACUUUCUUGCCCCCCUGGCAUGGAGUGAUGAUCCCGAUGGCUUUUCCUGGUCCCUGUGGCUUUUCUGGCAGCGAGGCCCCACAAAGGGCUGAAACAGGCUCCUCUUGUUUGUCUGACCCUCAGGUCAAGGACGAGGACAAGUCUUUAGCUGUGAAAAGGCCUGGGAAGGAGGAUGGGGCUUCAGAGAGCCCGAAGGAUGCGGCACCUGCACCCCCGAAUCCGGAGCCACCAAGGAGCCCGGAGCCACCCCCUGCGCAAGGGACGAGCCCAGAGCCGGUGCUGAACGGUGCAGCCAUGAACGGGCUGGAGGGCCCGGCCCCCGAGGCACAAGGGGACGAUGGGCAGGGGCUGUCCCGGCGCAGGGUGGUCCGGGUGGUGCGCAAGGUGGUGCGCAAGGUCCUGCCUGGGGAGGACACCGGCAGUGCCAAGGAACCAGCGCGCGAUGCCAAAGGUCCUGAGCCGGUGCCCCCCCCGAGGAAGGAGGAGAUGGGCCGAGCACCCAUCCCAGCUCCUCCUGCCCCACCGCCUCCCCCCCCGGUACCGGCAGCCCCCGCCAAGCCGGAGCCCAAGGAUGAGAUCUCAGCAGGGCUCAAAACCCUCAUGGCAAAGGGCAAAACCAAAGAGCACCGGACACGGCUCCGGCCAGGGGACAGGCAGGAGAGGUCCCCCGAGCCCACGGGGGGGGACGUGAAACCGUCCCUAUCCCCUGGUGCUGAAGCCAAGCUGGAGCCGCUGGGGCAUCCUUCGGCAGGGAGAGCAGAGCCGGCAAAGGCGUCCGCUCUGAAACCCACCGCCCUGGAGAGGCACAAGGUACCAGUGUGUGCGGUGAGGGAUGCUCUAACACAGCUGUGUGGGGUUGUGCUGCCCAUGGUGUGAGUUCACCUG
Molecule: messenger RNA, 1683 nt
Organism: Melopsittacus undulatus (budgerigar)
Lineage: Eukaryota; Metazoa; Chordata; Aves; Psittaciformes; Psittaculidae
Product: basic proline-rich protein-like
Exons: 3
Coding region: 826-1674 (282 amino acids)
Source: RefSeq, a predicted model, not a curated record